AUGUUGCUGAUAGAUGACAGACUUAGAGACUUACAGAUCUACAAACUUCUUCAGUCCGUUCACCAGAAAGACCAAAAGCAAAUAGAAAAGCUGGUCCGGAAUGGAUUCCCAAAUCUCAUUAACUUCACAGAGCCUGUGGAAGGAUGUAGUGCCCUUCAUUUGGCCUGCAUUAAAAACGAUAUCGACAUGUGUAGCUUCUUGCUGGAACAGGGCGCUCAUCCAGACGUCAAGGACAAAAGUGGACGUACUCCAGCAAUGAAGGCAGCUGAGCUAGGCCACGAGUUGGUUUUGGAUUUAUUAGCAAAAACUAAAGCAGACAUGACUGCUGUGGAUAAUGAAGGAAAAGGUGUUUUGUUUUACUGCAUUUCACCUACAAGACGGCACUACCGCUGCGCGCAAAUUGCCUUGGAUCAUGGUGCAGACGUUAACAACUGUACUACUGAUGGGAAACCUGCAUUUCUACAAGCCUGUGAGCAAGCUCAUGAUAUGAAAGAAAUGUGUCUGAACUUCCUGGAAAGAGGAGCAAAUCCCAAUGCAAGAAACCCGGCUACAGGUCGCACAGCCUUAAUGGAAGCAGCAAGAGAAGGUGUUCUUGAGCUGGUGCGUGCUCUACUGGAGAGGGGAGUCGACGUGAACCUGUUCGACCUUGAGAGACACAGCGCCGCACACUUCGCAGCCAAAGGCGGGUUUUUUGAGAUUUUGAGGAUUAUUUCAGCUUAUAAUGGAGACUUGGGCCUGAUUGCUAUGAACGGUAACACACCACUUCAUUACGCUGCAGAGGGAGGAUUUGCAAAUUGCUGCAAGUUUAUAGGACAAAGAGGCUGUGAUCCUACGUGGACAAACCUGUUAACCAAGACCCCAAGAGCCGUUGCCAAGGAAGGCGGUUUUAAAGCAGCAGCAGCAGCAUUGCGUAAAAUCGAAAACACCUUUAGGAAACAGUCCAAGCCCGGGGCCAAGGAGGACAACCCCCGCUGGGCACUGAGGCUGUACGACUGGUCCUUGGAGCACCAGGCUGCCCUUCGCAAGGCGUUUGAGGCCGUUGACCAAGGAGAUGGGACAGUAGCUACAGAGGACUUUGUGUCAGUCAUUCAGAAGCAAUGUGCCUUUGUGAACGCUGAGCAAGUACAAACUGUGGCGGAAAUGCAUGAAGGAUCUCACCUGGAUGGAAUCGACACUGAGGAAUUUUUUAAAGGCUCUAAAUACCUGCAGAAAAGCUGUCUUAUAACGUCCUUUACACCCAAACGCAAGAAGAGGAAGAAAGGGAAGAAACGAAGAGGCCAAAGAGGCAUCGCCGUCCCCGUGCCGAUUUGUGUCAUUCCGAAGAGCGCGUCUCCGCGUAGGGAAGGCGGCUUCCCCGCGUACAUGAUCGAGGCUGUUCAGAACACUGCCGAGAGCCACCGUUUUACCCGGGGCCACCCGUCUGCCCAUCCCGUGCAUGACGACCGUGCCUGGUAUAUAGAGGAGCCAAGGAAAACGUACAUGAACAUUAACUACCUCGUCAGAGCAGGAGACAUUCUGUCCCUACAGAAAGCGUUUGAGGAAGGUGUGCCAGUAGACACCAAAGAUAAAUAUUACAAAACACCUUUGAUGGCUGCAUGUGCAAGCGGGAACAUAGUUGUUGUGCAGUAUCUUCUGGAAAAGGGGGCUAAUGUAAACGCCACAGACAACUUCCUGUGGACUCCUCUCCACCACGCGUGCUAUAACGGACACCUGGAUAUCGCUGAACUGAUGGUGAAGGCUGGAGCAGCCGUGGAUGCACCUGCAAUAGGCAACGCAACCCCACUCAUGAGAGCCAUCGAGAUCAGCAGAUUGGAUAUAGUCUAUUUUUUAAUCAGUGCGGGUGCUGACAUCCAAACUACAAACAGCAAUGGAAAGAAUGCUCUUGAUAUUGCGGAAGUAUUUGCAGAUUCUAGAAUAAUUGAUCUGCUCCAAAAUAAACUGGAAAAUUUGCCAAAAGUACCAGAAAAAAAAGCAGCAGAGAAACAAAAAGCUGUGAAGCCAAAGUCACCUGCUACCCUGAUGCCUGUAGAGGUCCAAGCUGUGAAAAGAGAGGUAUGAGAUGUUCUUCUCUUUCAUCCUUCACAGAUAUCUCCGCCAGUUGCAGAAAAAUCCGUCUCUGAAAAGACAAUGCAUUCCCUUAAGGACAGUGUUAUUUAUCUGAACUCGCUGAUAACCAGUGGUGCUGCUAACAGAGAUGACAUCACAUUCAAACCCAGGAAAAUUUGGGCCCCUGAAGCCGCAACAGAAGAGCUAGUAAAAAAGCAAGAACUGCUCCAUGAACGCUUUGCUCUCCGUGGCCACUCAGAAAGCGUCACAACCCCCUUUGAUAGAAAAGUUAUGCAAUAA
Messenger RNA from Tauraco erythrolophus (red-crested turaco), 2346 nucleotides. The record is from RefSeq and is a predicted model, not a curated record. Lineage: Eukaryota; Metazoa; Chordata; Aves; Musophagiformes; Musophagidae.